AGGAUGGCAAUGCACACAGGGAGGGCUGGGGGGCACAGCAGGGGCAGCCCCCGCGGUGGCAGUGCCAGCCCCCAGCUCCAGUGUCCCCCGGUUCCAGGGGGUCCCUCCAGCACCUCCUGACUCCAGUGGGUCCCCGGAAUCCCCCAAUUCCUCUGGCCCUGACGGGCAUCCCGGUGUGCCAUGGGCACCCUCCGGCAUCCUAGUGUGCCUUGGGCAUCCUCUGGCAUCCCAGUGUGCCUUGGGCAUCCUCUGGCAUCCCAGUGUGCCCUGGGCAUCCUCCAGUAUCCCGAUGUGCCUUGGGCACCCUCCGGUAUCCCAAUGUUCCUUGGGCACCCUCCAGCAUCCCGGUAUUCCUUGGGCAUCCUCUGGUAUCCCGGUGUGCCUUGGGCAUCCUCUGGCAUCCCAGUAUUCCUUGGGCACCCUCUGGUAUCCCGGUAUUCCUUGGGCAUCCUCUGGCAUCCCGGUAUUCCUUGGGCACCCUCUGGUAUCCUGGAUCUGCUGUGCCCUGGGCAUCCCCUGGUAUCCCAAAUCCUUCACAUCUUGGGCAUCCUGUGACCUCCCGGUGUGUUCGGAGCAUCCUUUGGCAUCCUGGAUCCAUCCUGACUCUGGAAUCCUUUGGCAUCCUGGAUCCAUCGUGUCCCCGGAAUCCUUUGGCAUCCUGGAUCCAUCGUGUCCCCGGAAUCCUUUGGCAUCCUGGAUCCAUCAUGUCCCUGGAAUCCUUUGGCAUCCUGGAUCCAUCGUGUCCCUGGAAUCCUUUGGCACCCCGGAUCCAUCAUGUCCCUGGAAUCCUUUGGCAUCCUGGAUCCCUCACACCUUGGGAAUCCUUUGGCAUCCUGGGGCAUCCUGGAUCCCUCACACCUUGGGAAUCCUUUGGCAUCCUGGGGCAUCCCGGAUCUGUCACACCUUGGGAAUCCUUUGGCAUCCUGGAUCCAUCACACCUUGGGAAUCCUUUGGCAUCCUGGAUCCCUCACACCUUGGGAAUCCUUUGGCAUCCUGGGGCAUCCCGGAUCCAUCACACCUCGGGAUCCUUUGGCAUCCUGGAUCCCUCACACCUCGGGAAUCCUUUGGCAUCCUGGGGCAUCUUGGAUCCCUCACACCUCGGGAACCCUUUGGCAUCCUGGGGCAUCCUGGAUCCCUCACACCUCGGGAAUCCUUUGGCAUCCUGGGGCAUCUUGGAUCCCUCACACCUCGGGAACCCUUUGGCAUCCUGGGGCAUCCCGGUGUGUUCAGGGCACCCUUUGGAUCCAUCGUGUCUCCGGAAUCCGUUGGCAUCCCGGAUCUGCUGUGCCUCGGGCACCCUCUGGCAUCCCGGAUGGAUCCACCACACCUCGGGAAUCCUGCGGCAUCCUCCUGGAAUUCCCGGAGCCUCCUCCCGCUCCGGCCCCUCCGGCUCCAGCCCCGACCCCCCCCCCGUGUUUGUACUUCCCCCCCCCCCGUGUUCCCCCUCCUCGUGUCCCCCCUGUGUCCCCCCCGUGUCCCCCCCCCGUCACCGCUGGCACCUCGCCCCUCCCCCCCCGCAUGUGUCCCCCCCGCGCCGUCGCCGCCGCUAACGAGCAAUUAAUUAAUGAAUUAAUUCAUUAAUAAACCGCCGCCGCCACCACG
Molecule: messenger RNA, 1602 nt
Organism: Chiroxiphia lanceolata (lance-tailed manakin)
Lineage: Eukaryota; Metazoa; Chordata; Aves; Passeriformes; Pipridae
Product: collagen alpha-1(VIII) chain-like
Exons: 2
Coding region: 290-1561 (423 amino acids)
Source: RefSeq, a predicted model, not a curated record